This is a messenger RNA of Talaromyces stipitatus ATCC 10500, 225 nucleotides long. RefSeq lists its product as uncharacterized. The record is from RefSeq and is a predicted model, not a curated record. The coding region runs from base 1 to 225 and encodes 74 amino acids. Lineage: Eukaryota; Fungi; Ascomycota; Eurotiomycetes; Eurotiales; Trichocomaceae. The transcript has 2 exons.
AUGCCCUUUAACGGCAGUGGAUAUCAAGGCUAUAUUGGCACGUUCAUGGUCAUCCCGGCCUUUGGAAAACAACGAACAGAGUGUAUUCGUACGGAAGGCACCUCAACCGUGUAUGCAGCUGAGGCCUGCGGCAUCAAAUUUGCGCUUGAAAGAGAUGGAUUCCAGGCCAUGAGGACAUUCCCGGAAACGAAGCCGCAGACAGGGCUGCAAAACGUGCAGCUCUAA